Molecule: messenger RNA, 1603 nt
Organism: Cladocopium goreaui
Lineage: Eukaryota; Dinophyceae; Suessiales; Symbiodiniaceae
Source: the annotation of a GenBank genome assembly
AUGUCCCAUAUUUUGACCCAUAAAUGGUGGGUUUUUCCGAAAGUGUUUCCCUCAGCUCCGGGAUGGCAAAAAAGGUUCUCCCUGAGCUCCGGGAAAUCACCCGCCGUGGGAGAAGAGCGACUGGGGGAGGGCCCGGACUUCAGUCAAGCUGGCCUGGAGGACUCCAACGGUUCCAAAGAGGUGGCGGCGCUGAAAGAUGUGCUGCACAACCCGGAGCACAUCAAUACCACGGACGACUUGCAGAAGUUAAUCUCGUUGAACUAUCCUGCGCUAAAGCCAGGGGAGAUGACUGUUGCGAUCUGCAACUUGUUUCGGAUCUAUCCGUUGAACAACAUCGUGGCAUCAACCCCUAGCAGUUCGCUCUUGGAGACUUCCGGGUCAGAUUGGGCCAACGAGGUGGUGAAGAUGGCUGUGAAAGCGCAAGCCUACACCGCCAUCGCCAUUCGGUCCAUCACGAGCGCCAAGGCAGAUGAAACCAUGAUGCUGUGGUUUGGAGACAAGAGCACCAGUGCCAAGAAGGAAGUUCGGCGCAUUGCGAACCAGGUGAACCGUUUACUGUCCAACGUGGACUACAAGUACCCAGGGCCGCAAUGCCAAGCGAAUGUCUAUGCCUACGUGCACCCAAACCCGCCCCACAACAAGUGUCUUGGUGGACAGUAUUUGUUUUACCUUUGUGAGGAUUACAUGACAGCUGAUAUGGCUACCCAGCUGGAAACCUUGACUCAUGAAGCCUCGCACCACGAGAUGUCAUUGACGGAUGAUGUUUGCUACAAGGGCGAGCCCCCAGAUUGUCUGAAAGCCUAUGGGCGCGUUGCAUGCCUUGGGUUGGCCAACACUGAGCCUAGCAAGGCGCUGAAGAAUGCGGACAACUUUUGUUUCUUCGUGAAUGAUAUUCAGCCCAAUGCUCAUACUCCUGCCUGUCCAUCUUUGCCAAGAUGUUCUUUUGAUAAGACCUGUUCCUGUUCUUCAGGCUUGGUAAAGAGAGAGGAGCAGACGCAGACGGGAAGCAUUUGCUACACCUGCGGCAAGACGCCUUCGAAGGUGCACAAGAAACCUAACUCUGGUAACUCAAAGGGCGGGCUGUGCCCUACAGAUGACACCGGCGGUACUUGCCGCAUUUUUUUGUGCAGCCGAACUCGAGGCCCGACGAUGUGUUCCGGCGGCAAAUGCUAUUGCAAACCAGGGCUAUGUGCAGAGGAUGGCUACUGCAUGCCUCCUCGGGUGAUGAAUUCUGACCUGGGGAGCAGUGCUGAUCAGGACUGCGAGGUGGACACAGGCGGCACCUGCAAAUACCUCUGGUGUUGGCACGGCAGAGGUCCUACCUCUUGCAUCGAUGGGAAAUGCCAAUGUCGGGAAGGUUAUUGUCAGAAGAACGGGAAGUGCGAGCCCAAGCUGCUGAAAUGAGCUUUCGGACCCGGAUAAACCCCUGCACAUCACUCGGGCUGAAACGGCUCCAACACCAAAGUGCCAAGUGCUGCAGUUGGUGUGGUGCAUGAUGAAGGGGCUCGCGUCAGCUGGUGACAUAAGACACCAGGCUCGGAUUAUUUCCACCAAUCUCAGAAGAGACAUUUAUAGUUGGGCAUGCCUUCUGCUGUGCAGUUUU